AUGUCUCGAGCGUUUCUCCUCCUCCUCGCGCUAUCCGCGUUAUUAGCAGCAGCCGCCGGCGCCACUGCUGCGACUAAGCCCUCCCGCUCAGGCGGGAUCGCUCUGCGCGGCGGCGACGGGAGCGUGACCGGCGGGACGGCAACAGCUGCCGGGCGCGGCGGCAGCGGCGAUUCCCACGUCGUUUCGCACGGCGAUUCGCACGGCGAUUCCCGGCACGGCGGGAUUCCCGGCGGCGGGAGUGACGAGGAGAGGGAGGACGACGACAGAGGCCACGGCGGGCAUGGCGGCCGGGAGCAUGACAAGGACGAGGACGACUCGGCUGCUGAGGGCGACGGUGACAAUGAGGAUGGUAGCGACGAAGAUAACGAGCAUGACGGUGGCAGCAGCAGCCAUGGCGGCGGGCUGUGCGGGCGGGGCGGGUGCAGCAACGAUUCAGGCGAGGUGGGGUACUGGAAGCUGCCCGAUUAUGGCCGCUGCUCCAUCGGCACCGCCAGCACCAGCAGCGGUGGUGCGCCGAGGAAGGCGGACGAGGCGUGGUGUGCGGGUGCGGCGGUGGGCGUUAAAGAGUGCUGCAGCCGAUGCAGCAGCGUCAACGCCACGGUCGAUGGCACUCCGUUCAACUGCCGCCACUGGGUGCACAUCCCAUCUCCCAGCUCUCACGACCGUGGCAGCAGCGAACAGCGCGGCAAGUGCGUCCUCCUGCCGGCCGUCGACGCGCUCACGCCCGAGAGGGCCCGCAAGGGGCGGUGCGGCACCAACACGGGCGGCGACACGGUGCGCGUGGGGCGGCGGUGUGCGUACGGCGAGAACGACCCGCACUUCCUGGGCGCGCACGGCACGCGGUUUGACUUCAACGGGCUGCCAAGGCGCUCCUUCUGCCUCUACACCGACCGCCACGUGCACGUCAACAUGGCCAUGCGCGGCUAUCUCGACAAGCGCCCUCUUGCGCUUGCCCCCACUGCUGGUAACCGUAGCACGCUGGCUGCAGCUCGUUUUGUCAACGGCUCGGCUGUUCGCACGUGGAUCCGACAGCUCGCGAUCAUGUGGCACGACGGCGACAGCAGCAACAGCAACAGCAGCAUCAGCAGUGGCAGCGGAAGCGGCGCUAGUGCAAGCGAUGCUGCGUCGUCUCACUCUCUCGUGCUCACGGCACGGGAUGGCAAGGAGCAGACCCGCGGCGCACAAGGCUUCCUUGCAUCCGCCACUCUUGACGACAAGCCUCUCCCACGCCUGACCCUUGGCAGCAGCCACGUGCUCUCCAAUGGGCGGCUGAUUCUGUCCUUUGUUGGCCAAGAGAAGACCGGCCCGUUCGACGUGGACGUGUACACCCUCCGCCUGAAAAAUCUCCUGGAGCUCGAGCUGAAGCUGCGCGCGGCGCACCCUCUGUUGCAAACACCUGAGGACGCGCAGGUGCACAUCAACCUGAUGUUUGUGGACUCGAAUCCGAGCAGCCAGGUGCACGGGGUGAUGGGGCAGACGUACCGCAGCGGCAGGGAGCAGAGGACGAUGGAAUAUUCGAGGCUUGCGGCUCUGCUGCACCACCCUGUGUCGGUGGAUGGGGAGGAGGGGAAGGGGUUUCUGGAUGGGGAGGUGGGGGAUUAUGAGACGUCGGGUGUGACUGCUACUGACUGCAGGUUCAAUGCUUUCAAUGGCGGCCAGCUACCUUUGCAGGCUGAGUAA
Messenger RNA from Closterium sp. Naga37s-1, 1680 nucleotides. NCBI's taxonomy places the organism in Eukaryota, Viridiplantae, Streptophyta, Zygnematophyceae, Desmidiales, Closteriaceae. The record is from the annotation of a GenBank genome assembly.